AUGCCCUACAACAUGAAAUCCACUCUCGGCCAUACCUUUAGGGGCAGGAACUUUGACCAGACCAUUAUCACGGUCAAAGUUGGCGGGAAGGAUUAUCCGGAAUCGUUCAGCUGCCACCGAGAGUUACUCCGACGAUGCUCGGCUUACUUUGAUCGGUGUCUAGAGGAAAAGAGUUCUCCAUACAAGAACUCUGGGACCACACUAGAGCUCGAAGACACUAGCGCAGAUGUUUUCGACUGUUUUAUGCUAUGGCUAUACACUGGCUUCAUUCCUCAUCACUUAAUCGAAGGUGGGAAGGAAGUACAUCCCCCCACGCACGCCGUCGACUUGAACAGAGGAGAGACAUCAGCGAUACCGGAAGCUACCGAAAGCGAAGACGUGGACACGACAUCCUGGGGAAUUCAACUUGACAACGAUGAUACAGCUGUUGAUGCUGGUGCUGAAACGGUCGUCAGCCCGGACCAGACAACUGCCGAGAAAGUACCCGGCGAUACUGAAAGCGAGAAGGGCGCCCCAUCGCUGCCUGCUCGCAACCCCACCGAGAAGCCCGAAAUACCAAAGGAAACACUAUGCCCGUGCUGCUCUCGGCCUUACAAGUGGCGAGGGCUGGAAGGUUUCCUUGAGCGCCGUUUCAUAUCCCUAUACAUUUUUGCGCACAAAUACGAGAUACCUGCCCUUCGCCGCGCCGUCAUCUUGGCCUGGCAAACCAACGACGAAAUUCUACAAUGCAUGCCUGACCACAGCAAUGUCAUUUCCGCCUACGAGAGCCUACCUGCGAACUCGCCACUGUGCCUGUAUUUCCUGGACAUGUACUCUGUGUACUGGACACCAGACAGGGACAGCGAGCGCAUGGCAGCUUUGCGGAGCCAACUGCCUCAAGCAUUCUUGUUCGAAUUAGUCACAACUUUAGCAAGGGGUGAGAGACCGAAGAUGGAGAAGGAGUGGUGCGAAUUCCACGAACACACGGACGAAGAGGAGAAGAAAAACUGCCUCGAUGAACUCUACAAGGAUGCUGUUGCAGGUAAAGCACUGCGCAGGAUCAAGGACAGCAAAGGCUGGAAAGGUCUUGUACUCAAGAAGGGCAAACGAUGA
Messenger RNA from Parastagonospora nodorum SN15, 1092 nucleotides. RefSeq lists its product as hypothetical. The record is from RefSeq and is a predicted model, not a curated record. The transcript has 2 exons. The coding region runs from base 1 to 1092 and encodes 363 amino acids. Gene Ontology annotation, molecular function: protein binding. NCBI's taxonomy places the organism in Eukaryota, Fungi, Ascomycota, Dothideomycetes, Pleosporales, Phaeosphaeriaceae.